Messenger RNA from Bactrocera dorsalis (oriental fruit fly), 2671 nucleotides. It is a transcript of the gene Tif-IA, whose product is annotated as RNA polymerase I-specific transcription initiation factor RRN3. Gene Ontology annotation, molecular function: RNA polymerase I core binding; RNA polymerase I general transcription initiation factor activity. Gene Ontology annotation, cellular component: nucleus. Gene Ontology annotation, biological process: transcription initiation at RNA polymerase I promoter. NCBI's taxonomy places the organism in Eukaryota, Metazoa, Arthropoda, Insecta, Diptera, Tephritidae. The coding region runs from base 417 to 2300 and encodes 627 amino acids. The record is from RefSeq and is a predicted model, not a curated record. The transcript has 8 exons.
AAAAACUUUCCUUUCACAACACUGUUUUUGACAUUUACAAAAUUCCGUGAAAUUUUCCGCAACGUGCUUUUUAACUUUUCUCGCACACGUCUGCAAUUAUUUUGAAAUACGACUUAAUUGUCGGAAAACCAAUAAAUUUGGUUUCUUUUUAAGUUAAACGAGAAAUGUUAGGAAAUUGUGAAGUAGGAAUAACGCAGUUUAGUAAAGGUGAAGUGAUUCAAUUAAAACGCGGAAGUAAAAGAACAAUACAUACACUUGAGUUUCAUAAACGUAUGCACCCAGCUGCGGUGGAGGUUAAUCACAUUUCUGUGGUACAUUCUUAAAUAGCCAUCCCAAUUAUAACCUAUACGUUACGUUUUACAAAAUAUUUGUAGAACUAGUGAUUUCGCUUUGAAACGAUAUUUAACUGUGCAAUAAUGUCGUCGGUAUAUAGCGCUAAAACUGGGCUUUCGUCCAUCCUAAAAGCAUAUUCACCAGCUGAACGAGAAAGGGCCAAAAACAUAGCUAUCAACAAGGUUCGUUUUGAGAUACCCAAACAAAAGGGUAUCUUGGAUGCAGUCGAAGCCGUCAAUGCACACAACAACUUUCAGCCUUUAAAUGAAUUUGUGGCAUUUCUAAAGGAAACUGAAAUAAGCGACAAUGAAUUUUCGCAAAUAAUGUCGGAUGCACACAAAUUAAUAUAUGAUUUAAGUCCAAAAUUCACCAAUAUGGUAGAGGCACUCAUCUCGCUACCAUGGACAAAAAGACAACCAGCGGCAUUGCAAGCUUAUACAGAAUUUUAUAUUGAUAUUAUGGUUGCACACAAUAAAUAUGUGGAAUUCGGCAUACCCAAGUUGAUUUCAUUGUGGAUACCAGCUGAUGCUGAUGAGUCAAUGUGGCCAAAUGGCACACCAAUAGAUAAUGUUAAGAUAGAAUUAGACGCAAUACAUCAUUUGUUGGAUCGCAUUUUAACAGCUAUACCAAUGAGUUUUGAAGUCGUGCUGGAAACUAUUGAAAAUAAGUUUCCAUACUUCAAGAAAGCAACUCAUGUAAUCGCCGGUUAUGUACAUAACGUGCUUUGGUUAACUGAAUAUAAACCCAUCUUCACCGAAUUCGUCAUGCAAUUGUUAAUACAAAAAUUGGUUGUGUUGGAUGUCAAUGCACCAAGAAGUGAAAUAGAGGAAACAGAAUGUGAAGAGGAUGAAGAUUUGGAAGAAGAAAAUGAGGACCAAGAAAUUUUUGAAAUGGACGAUUGCCAAAAAUCUUCUGGCAUUAAUCAAAAGGACGAUGAUUUGUUGCCAAUGAAGCAUGCUAUUGCGCAUACACUCGAUAUUUGCAUGGAGAAAAUGUUUAAUUUCUUAGAUACAAGAAAUCCGUAUGCUCUCAAUGUUACCGCAGAACAAAGACUGCAACUGAACAAAUUUUGGAAAGUGCUGCUUACAGCUUUUGAUAAUGUGAUAUUGCCUUCCCACAAUACGCACCAUGUGCAGUUUUUAUUAUUUUACCACAGUAGUUUUAAGAACACAAUCGCAGAGGCUUUUCUACAAUCCCUUUGGGACAAAAUUAAAAAUCCAAAUGUGUCGGCAGUCAUACGACAGGCAGCUGUUGGUUACAUAGCCAGUUUCUUGGCGCGUGCAAAAUUUUUGCCACUACAAGUACUAAAAUACUACUUGAAAGAACUCUGUGAUUGGGCGCAUCAGUAUAUUCAACGCUGUGAUCAGUACCGUCAAAAUGGUUCCUUGAAAGCCAACAUUGUAUUUUUCUCACUGUGCCAAGCUGUUUUCUAUGUUAUCGCAUUUCGCAGUCGCGAUUUAACGGCUGACAGAAAAAGUUUACUGUUCCUACAAUCUCUACAACUGUCCGCAAUAGUUACUUGCAACUUCAAUCCACUACGCGUCUGUCUGCCCGCUGUGGCCACUGCAUUUGCUGGCGUAACGCGUGCCUAUCAGUUGGCCUAUUGUCAUGCGAUAUUGGAACGAAAUGCACGUCGUAAAUUAGCAACAGUGUAUGCUAAUGAUACCGCCACACCAGAAGAAACACUUGACACAUUCUUUCCCUUUGAUCCGUAUUUAUUGAAAAUGUCGGAGAAAAAAAUUACACCACAUUAUCUGCAAUACCAAGCCAGUGAAGCUGAGGAGGCAUCCGUAGUUGCCACACAUAUGUCGCCACUGCGGCAGCGCAAACGUGGCGAUUCUGAAAUGUGUGAUGACAUUGAUGAUUUCAUAGUAGCUGAUAAGCGUCAAAAAAUUAUGGAAUUAGCGCGUAGUCAGGAGCGCGAAGCGCAAUUCACAUACGGACUAUCGCCGGGUUUUCAUAUGUAAAUGGACUUGAUAUUGGCGUAUUGGUGCUGUUUCCAUUAUUUAGUUAAUUUUCUUCAACUGUUGCACUAGGUGUUAUAUUCACAGAAACAUAUUUUUUUAUGUUUGAAAGUUGUGAUUUUUAGUAAUUUAUUUUUAUUUUUUUGAGGAUAUUUAACCUAAAUUAUUUGUGCAACAGCAUGUUUGGGCCACUUUAAUAGAUACUUUUGCGUUUAAAGUAUAGACUAUUGUAAGACUUGUAAAAAAUUAGUUUUUCAAAAGAAAUGUAUUUUCGUUUCCAUAUAACAAUGAAAUUAUUUAAGUUUAGUUAGUGUAGAUGUAGUAGUUGUAAAAGUUGUACAACAGUGAAAUCAAAAUAAUAUGCAUACAAUGAA